UAAAGCGGCGGAGCUGUACAGUCUUAUCCUCACACACACAGACGCAGUAAUUAACAAAGUAAUUCAGUGUAAACAAAGUAAUUCAGUGUUUCGGUGUUGUAUAGUUUGGAGAUGUUUCAGUGCACUUCUAAUGUCAAGUGCAUGGAGGAGUUGAAUAGAGGAGAUGAAGAGGACAUGACAGUGGUCAUCUAUGAAGCUGCAGAAGAUUUUAGAGGCUACGACACAGAGAUGGAGAAGGCUGAUACAAAGAGUAACCUUCAAACUCAACACACAGGACUCAACGCUGCAUGUAGCAGAUGUUACACGCUGACUGCAGUGUGUGUGCUGCUACUGUGUGUUCUCCUGCUGACUGCCGUCACAGUGCUGUGGAUCAAAUUCAACAUCCUGAAUACAGAAAACAACCAGCUACAGACCAGAUACAACACCCUGACUAUAGAGAGAGACCAGUUACAGACCAGAUACAACACCCUGACUAUAGAAAGAGACCAGUUCCAGCAGGAUAACUCUGAACUGAACAGUGCGAUUUCAAAACUUGGAUGGAGAUUUUUCACCUCGAGCAUUUACAACAUUUUUACUGAAAAGAAGCACUGGGAUGACAGCAGAAAAUAUUGCACAGACAGAGGAGCAGACCUGGUGAUCAUAAACAGCAGAGAGGAACAGGAGUUCAUCAGUAAAUAUUUUGGCAGUACUGAAGCUUGGAUUGGUCUGACUGACAGUAAGACAGAGGGGGAAUUUAAAUGGGUGGACGGUAAACCACUGACCACUGCGUUCUGGUGGGACGGAGAACCCAACGAUUAUAGACACAAUGAGGACUGUGCUGUAACAGGCUAUAGUUAUGCUAACUCUAACAUAUCGACUUGGGCUGAUUAUCCCUGUAACCGCUCUGUCGUCGGGAUUUGUGAGAUGAAAAUAUUUAACUGAGCACACAGGGGUUGAAAAGUUUUAUGAUUGUUUCAUGUUGAUUUUAAUGCUUUCCUCAGAAUCUGUAUGGGAAAAAAAUCUCUGAGCCAAAGUGUGGAACAGAAAGAAAGUGGAGUUUCAUGCUUAGGUUGGGUUAAAUCUGAAUUUGAAUGCUGAAUAUUUUAUGUGAAUAUGAGUCUCAGAUUCCAUUGUUUGAGUUGCAUUCAGUGACCGUGACCUUGUGUAGUAAUUCCAGGAGGUCUUUUUUGUGGUUGUUGUUGUUGUUGUUUUUUUUUCUGGGGUGUCAAUUGUAGUUAAAGGGAUACUCCCUUUUGAGAAAAUCAAACAUCUAAUAUUUGAUACAUCAGCUGUAUAUAUGCCCACUUUCUGUCUCUAGAGCAAGAUUUCCCAGUUUGAAUAAUAAUAAUAAUAAUAAUAAUAAUAAUAAUAAUAAUAAUAAUGCAUUUAAGUGGUGAAAGUGGGACGGGUAGUUUGAAUUUGUGAGCAGCUGUUUGAAUUUUGUUUAUUUGUUUUUUCGAAUUUUGUUUUUUGUCUAACGGUACAGUAAGCUACUGCCACGAAGCUGAAAAUCUCAUUGAAAUGUGAGCUGUAAUUUUGCUGAGGUCGAGAGAAUAAAUUACUCCAGUGAAAGAAAUGAUAUUCAUAAAAA
Messenger RNA from Pangasianodon hypophthalmus (striped catfish), 1570 nucleotides. RefSeq names its product C-type lectin domain family 4 member F. The coding region runs from base 112 to 921 and encodes 269 amino acids. NCBI's taxonomy places the organism in Eukaryota, Metazoa, Chordata, Actinopteri, Siluriformes, Pangasiidae. The transcript has 5 exons. The record is from RefSeq and is a predicted model, not a curated record.